Plasmodium fragile is the source of this 3102-nucleotide messenger RNA. RefSeq lists its product as uncharacterized. The transcript is spliced from 2 exons. NCBI's taxonomy places the organism in Eukaryota, Apicomplexa, Aconoidasida, Haemosporida, Plasmodiidae. Bases 1 to 3102 code for a protein of 1033 amino acids. The record is from RefSeq and is a predicted model, not a curated record.
AUGAGCGCGAAGCUGCCCCCACCGCUGCUCAAAAAGGGGGGACCGCCUCUCCCCAAAUCAGUGAAGCCCUUCGUCAAACCUUCUUUCCUCCUGAAACACACGGGAAAGUUACCAGCGGUGCUCCCGAAAGGAAAGUCAGAGGAUACAGUGGAGAAGGAACAGAAUGGACAGGACAGUGAGGAUCCCCCUAAAACGAAGACAAUGGAACAAAAAUUUAAGGCAAUGAAGCCGAAAAUAAAAGUCCCCGAGUUGAAGUUUAAGCCGAUGGGUGGCAAGGCAAAGGUAAUGCCUCCUCCGCCUCCCAAGGUUACCUUGUUUGGGGGUAAAGCGGCUGCACUUGGCGCCGCUCAAUCGGAGGAGGUGCUUCUAGAAGGAGCAGACCCCAGCCUGAGGGCAUUCAAGUCGAUCAAGUCAAUCAAGUCAAUCAAGUCGUUCAAACCGGGAAUGCUAAAAUUUGGUAAGCCACCCAAAGCACCAAAGGCAAAAUGGAACAUGUCCGAGGUGAAGCUCAAAGGGUUAGGAGAGGACAGUGAACAGAACUCCAGCCAUGUGGGAUGGAGUGCCCAACCGGGGGUAGAAGGAAAAGGAAAGGUGGUGGAGGAAGAAGAAGGGGGAAAGACAGAGUUAAGAAGAAACGAAUCGAAUGAUAAUGACUCACUUGAUGGAAGAGAAGAAACAACUGGCCGAAUCAGCAGGAUGCUACACUUGAGCAAGUACAUUGACACUGGAAACCUUGUUAAUAAGUUGCGAGGUCACGGCGUGAAUGCGUCUCUGCCGAUGAAGACAAAAGGGGGAAAAACGACUGGUUCAUCCCCUGGGGGAGUUGGCACAGGGAAGAAUUUCCCUCCACCUUCCUUUGCGAAGGGUAUGGAAAAGGAAUCCCAUUCGUUUGGCAAAGAGGAGAAUGCCGAGGUGAUGCGCAAGUAUAGCGCGCACAUGUCGAAUGAAGUGACCACAGGGGGAGUAGGCACGUUGCAGGAGGUCCCCCAAAAGAGCAUUCCGCACAAGCCCCCCCCUCCGAAGGGGUUACCUCCAAAAGGGUUACUUCAAAAGGGGUUACUGCAAAAGGGGUUACCUCCAAAAGGGUUUCUUCAAAAAAAAAUACCCCCAAAAGGGCCACCUCUUAGCAGCCCCCUGAAUGCCCCCAAUGGGGAAGAAACAAACAGACCAGCAGACGCACACGAAGAUAUGCACACAAAUAAUACCCUAACAAAUGUUAACGGAAAUAAUGUGAUGGUUGGUCUGUCUGAUGUAGCGUGUGGACAAACGGUGGGUCCCGUAUCCACUUCCAAAACAAGCACCCUUAUGCAGGAUACACAUUACAUAAAUGCAUUUUCAAGAAUGGACGGAAAUUACAUGGGAAAAGUUACUGGGCCACCAAGCUCAAUCGAUUACCUCGAUAAGAAACCUCAACAAGGUGAUGGACAGAAGGGCUUGGAGCAGGUCACACAAAGGGAACGGACACCAGCUGGGGUGUUUCCCCCUUUUGUUACACCUGCGGGAGGUCUCCACAAUGCGAACGUCAUGCCUUUGUAUUAUUAUAACACUGAUGUGUUUCAGGGUGGCAUGGGUACUGGUGGCUCCAUGUUUUUCCCUCCUGGGUGGUACUACGUCCCCAUGUGUACUUAUGGCGACUCCGGGUGGGUGCAGCCCUCGGGUGGAGCCGCAGCGGGGGCAGGCCAACUGUACGGAGAACAACCCACCACAAAUGGGGAGCAAACGGAGAGAAAGAAUAAGAGGACGAUGAAGAAGAAGGACAAGGGAGGAGGAAGAAAGCAGAGCGAUACGCUGGUCGCUGCUGGACAUUUGAAACCGUUGCAGUUUAGGGCGGGAGUCGAAUGGAGCAGUGAGGAUGAGAAAUAUCUGAAUGCGGAUGUUUCUAUGGAGGAGGAGAGGAGACAGAGGACAAAGAAGAACAGAAAGGGGCAGGACAAGGGAGCAGAUAGCUCCAUUGGGGAUUCCAAGUGGUACGAAAUUGAGCGCCGCCUGAACAACUGCCGGGGGGUCAUCCAGGAGAGAGAAGCGGAAGAGGAGGACGAGGAGGAGGAAGAAGAAGAAUACGAGGCGGAAAACGGAGUGGGUUGCGGCUACUACAUCGACUGCAGCGACGAAGAGGGUGCGGACAGCUGCGAUGACGACACAAAGUACAUGGAUGUGAUGGACAGUGAGUACCAUUACGAGGGGAACACCGAAUGUGGAGAGAGCGAGGAGUGGGUCGAGGCAAACGGGGAGUACGCAAGCAGACGCGGGAAGAAUAACCUCACAAAGAACACACGUCGGGGGAAGAACUCCCGAGCGAAGAACCACUUGGAGGAAGAAAGCUACUCUGUCGACUAUGACAAUAUUUACAAGAAUUACAAAAUAGGGUACCUGCGGGAGAGGCUCAAGUGGGCGAACGAGUACCUGCGCAGGGGGGGGGGCCACACAGACCCCAAUCACAGUAACGACAGUCACAAUAACCCCCGCCAGAGUAGCCGCGGUGACCAUAACGCCGCUCACCAUAACACCCCUGUGAAGAAGCACAAAGAACGCCUGGACGACAUCGCUCACCUGUUCCUCCCAAAAAACAAAAGACACGAAAACAUAUUCGACCUGUCUUUAAACUUCUCCAACAUAUCAGAGAGCGACAAGGACGAUAUAAUUCGCAUGCUUUUUUCCUGCAGAGAAUUGGAAAAGCUAAUUGAAGAGCAACACUGCGUGCUCGACAUGUUGGACAAUGACUUAAAGGAGGUAAACGAAUCUUUGAAGUUGCCUCCCACAUGGAGUAACUUUAAUCAUUUCGAAAUACUCCAAGAGAGCAUACUGAAUUCGGAAAACAACCAAGCGCUGCCCCUUAAUAACACGCCAUUUUUUAUUAAGGGGAAGGUGGCUUUGAUACCUAAAAACUUGGAGUCCUUCUUUGACAAGCCUUUGGUGGGGGAGAAAGUUUCGCAGGUAGCGGAUGUAGCGGACGUAGCGCAAGUAGUGCCAGUAGCGGACGCGUCUGCAUCGUGUGCCUACUCGCAGCCACUGGACACUCCCUCGAGCAGCAAGUACAUGCCCAAGUUCGCCAAGGCCAAGGUGAAGCCGAAGGUGUCGCUGUUGUUGAAGAAGGCCGCUUAA